AUUUAAAUCUUCUUUCUAAAACACGAGAUUAAAAGCCUUCAUUACCAAUAAUUAAGUAGAAGAUGAAGCAAGCUCUAUUUUCCUUGUCACUACUUCUAGUCCUCUUGAUUUCUUCCUUGAAUUCUUCAGUCACAAUGGCACAGGCACCUGCAUCAGCACCAUCGCCUCAGGCUCCAGAUUGCUGUGACUCAACCCUAGAUGACAUAACCAGAAUCCUUGAAAAGGAAAAACACAUUGAUAGUCCUAACCAUGCUGCUGAAAAUAACAGAGAGCAUGAAGAGCAUCAACAAAGAGCUUAUAGCAGCCAAGAAUUUGCCCCAUCAAUAAUCAUAUUCAAUAAUAACAUGAACAUAAUAAACAUGAAGCAAUCACUCUUAUCAAACCCAUUAGCACUAGUACUAAUAUCUUCCCUCAUGUGUUCUACCACCUUAGCUGCUCUCUCACCAGUCCCACUACCAACCUCCGCCGUGGACAUCCUUGGAAUCCUAACAAGAGGCGGAUCCUUUAACACCUUCAUCAGGCUCAUGAAAACCACACAAUUGAUCAACCAACUCACCUCACAGCUCAUAACCAUUAAAUCCGGUGGCCUAACCAUUUUCGCCCCGGAGGACGCCGCCUUCUCCCAACUCAAACCAGGGUUCCUCAACAUGCUUUCGAAUGCGCAAAAGCUUGAGCUCGUUCAGUUCCAUGUUCUCCCUGAAUUCGUCCCCAGCUCCAACUUUAAUACGUUAACUAACCCUGUUAGAACACUAGCCGGUGCUAAACAAGGGAAAGUUGAACUAAACGUGAUCAGUUAUGGUGGAAGUGUCAACAUUUCAACGGGUGAAGUUAACACCACCAUCAAUGGGAUCAUAUACACGGAUAACCAUCUUGCAAUAUAUAAAGUUGCUAAGGUGCUUCUCCCAUCCGACUUCUUCCCCACCAAGAUUGCUGCCGCGCCGGCACCUACUCUGGCGCCGGCACCGGCAGUCGAGGUAGCGAAGGCGCCGAAACCUGAUAAGGAGAAGCCGUUAGACGACAAUUCGGAACCGUCGUCGACACAGGUUGUUCCGUCUAAGACGUCUGCAUCUACGAAAAGUAGAGAGGUUUCCGCUGUGUUUAUGGUCAUGCUAAUAAUAUUGAUCGCAUAAACUAUAUAACAUGUAAAUGAAGCUGUGUUUACGCAUUGUUUCUAAUGGAGCGUUGUGAUAUGUUUUUUGUU
Molecule: messenger RNA, 1201 nt
Organism: Arachis stenosperma
Lineage: Eukaryota; Viridiplantae; Streptophyta; Magnoliopsida; Fabales; Fabaceae
Product: fasciclin-like arabinogalactan protein 12
Exons: 2
Coding region: 63-1130 (355 amino acids)
Source: RefSeq, a predicted model, not a curated record